AGGGUUCAUGGCAUGGAGACUGUGACCCCUGCCCACUUUAUGGUGGGGCCUCUCCCCAAAACCCUGCACGGGUCAGAGCUGGAGGGGACAGGGGGGGCUCAGAAGACACCCUGCUUUCUCCCCACACUGUCACCAUGGAGCUCUGGGGGUUCUUCUCCUCUGUGAGGGGAACAAGAUGCCCACCAUGGCAACCGUGGUGUGCCGGGGGGUUCCAGCCAGAGUGGCAAGGGCCAGCGCCACGCACGGAGCCAUGCCCAAGGACAGGUGGCCCAGCCCAAGCGCAGAGCGCCCCGGUGCCUGGUUUGCUCAUGUUGGAGGAUGCCAGAGUCAACCUGAGUCAACCACCAGCUCUGCCCUGAAGCAGGCCCGGGACGCGCAGGCGGCCCAGCACAUGGAGGGCAGGCUGCCGCCCGCAUACAGGGCUCGGGAGCAGAAAGCAGUGAAAAACAACUUCCCAUUUUCUUCUCAUGACAACAGACACUGCCUACAGAAUGUGGGAGAAUAUUUUGAUUUUGGUAUGGGCCGGAGAAAGGUAGAACCAGAGAGAAGGCAGCAGAACUCACAGAACUUCUUCCUGUGGGCUCACGAAUCAGUUCCUAGCAGUGAGGAUGGCUUAACCAUUUAUCAGACAUCAUUUGUGAAGGAUCAGAAUACUGAGAGCCCAUUCUGUAGGCGAUACCCAAAACACCACACCAAAGAAUCUCGCACUGACAAAUCUGCUCCUGAGAAUGAAAAAAACAUGCAACCAAACAAGUCAUCAUAAUUAUAAAAACACCUUUGUAGCACUGCCUUACAUAAUCAGAGCCUUUUCUGGAGAUCUGAACUAGUUGUCACUCAAAUGAAUGAUGAAAUAAACGUGUAAAGUGAAUAAAGUGG
Molecule: messenger RNA, 876 nt
Organism: Anas platyrhynchos (mallard)
Lineage: Eukaryota; Metazoa; Chordata; Aves; Anseriformes; Anatidae
Gene: TEX36
Product: testis expressed 36
Source: RefSeq, a predicted model, not a curated record